UCUAUCCCCUUUGCAAGUGUGCUUCACGAUCGUACAGAGAGAGAGAGUCAUGGGCGACGGAAGUGGGAGCCGGGGGAACAGGGCGGAGUGGGUGCAACAGUACGAUCUCCUCGGCAAGAUCGGGGAAGGCACGUACGGCCUCGUCUUCCUCGCCAGAACCAAAUCUCCUUCUCCCUCCAAAUCCAUUGCCAUCAAAAAGUUCAAGCAAUCCAAGGACGGCGACGGCGUUUCCCCUACCGCCAUCCGCGAAAUCAUGUUGUUGAGGGAGAUAGCGCACGAGAACGUCGUGAAGCUCGUCAAUGUCCAUAUCAACCACGCUGACAUGUCGCUCUACCUCGCUUUCGAUUACGCCGAGCACGAUCUCUAUGAAAUUAUUAGGCACCAUAGAGACAAACUCAACCAUUCCAUUAAUCAGUACACUGUUAAGUCCUUGCUCUGGCAGCUGCUCAAUGGAUUAAGCUAUUUGCACAGUAAUUGGAUGAUACAUCGAGAUUUGAAGCCGUCGAAUAUACUGGUUAUGGGUGAAGGAGAGGAACAUGGGGUUGUGAAGAUUGCUGACUUCGGACUUGCAAGGAUAUACCAAGCUCCUCUGAAGCCGUUAUCUGAGAAUGGUGUUGUUGUAACCAUUUGGUAUCGUGCACCUGAGUUGCUUCUUGGUGCAAAACAUUAUACCAGUGCUGUCGAUAUGUGGGCUGUGGGAUGCAUUUUUGCUGAGUUGUUGACCUUGAAGCCACUAUUUCAAGGGGCAGAAGUCAAAGCCACAUCAAAUCCCUUUCAGCUUGACCAGCUCGACAAGAUAUUUAAGGUUUUAGGCCAUCCCACAAUAGAAAAGUGGCCUUCCUUAACAAGUCUUCCACAUUGGCAACAAGAUGUGCAACAUAUACAAGGACACAAAUAUGACAACACUGGUCUCUAUAAUGUUGUGCACCUAUCUCCAAAAAGUCCUGCAUAUGACCUUUUAUCAAAGAUGCUCGAAUAUGAUCCUCGUAAGCGUAUAACAGCAGCACAAGCUUUGGAGCAUGAGUAUUUCAAAAUUGAACCAUUACCUGGACGGAAUGCACUUGUACCCUGUCAACUUGGAGAGAAAAUUGUCAAUUAUCCCACUCGGCCAGUGGACACCACAACUGAUCUUGAGGGGACAACCAAUAUGCCACCUUCACAAACGAUAAUGGAACUGCUUGGAGAAAAUGUAACUGCAGUUUCUGGCAUGCCUGGUGCUCACGGGUCAAAUAGAUCUGUCCCUCGGCCAAUGAAUGUUGUUGGAAUGCAAAGAAUGCCACCUCAGGCAAUGGCAGCUUAUAAUCUCACAUCUCAGGCAGCCAUGGGAGAUGGAAUGAAUCCUGGGGGUAUCUCAAAGCAACGAGGUGUUCCACAGGCCCAUCAACCGCAACAGUUGAGAAGGAAAGAUCAAAUGGGGAUGCCAGGAUACCCUGCACAACAGAAGUCGAGACGAUUAUAAGGUUUCUGCUGGAAGAGAGACAAAGUGAAGAUAGAUUUGGGGUCGAUACUUCAGUAUCAAACUCAUGCGGGACAUUUUUGGACAGAGUUUGCCUUCAAUACUUGUAGACCUCGCAUCAUUGCAAUCAAAGAUUGGGCGCAUUCACUGGAAUUCUGAUGCUAAAAUGCUAAAUCUAACAAUGAAGCCAUGGAAAGGAAUAAACGUAUGAAAGGGUUAAACAACUACGCAAAUGUAUAUCAUGAUUGUCACUCUGCAAUUCUAUUGUAUUUUCUCAGCUUUUAGGCAAGAUCACUGUUAGUAAACCAAAUGUUACACAUGCUUUAUAUUUUCAUGAUGGAACUUUUCAUGAUUAAAUCUUUACAUUACUAUUUUGUAUUUGUAGAAUAUUGUCUCACAUAAUUGGAAGAUAGUUCAAACUUCGAAUGGCACUUGCCUUGGGUAAUUUCCGUUUUGAAUUUUUCUGUGAUCACCGGAA
Molecule: messenger RNA, 1934 nt
Organism: Cajanus cajan (pigeon pea)
Lineage: Eukaryota; Viridiplantae; Streptophyta; Magnoliopsida; Fabales; Fabaceae
Product: cyclin-dependent kinase E-1
Biological process (GO): protein phosphorylation
Cellular component (GO): nucleus; mediator complex
Molecular function (GO): ATP binding; protein serine/threonine kinase activity
Source: RefSeq, a predicted model, not a curated record